UGUCCCAUGUUUUUUCCGUGGAGGAGAGGAACGUACGCGUACAGCGAAAUAUCCCGGGAGUAAAAGUUCCUCCUAUCACGGUUCAGCUAGCGGGACACUGAACCACUGACCAACAGCGGAGCGGCUGGAGAAGCUUUUGUAUGUAAUUGUUUACUCUAUUUCUCAUAAGGGACUCGAACCGGCCUCGCUUCAUCAUCUGUGCCGAGGAUGUACAAGACUGCGCGCAGCUUCGCGUGACUCAAGUUUAUCAGGUGGGAUCCGGAGCUGCGCGUGAUGGAUUGGUGCUGGAGCUGCUACCUUCUCGCGCCAUCGGAGUGCGGAAAGAGAGCGAGCUGACUGGCUCGCGACCCCGCCGACUGAUUCACGAGGCUACAGUAAAAAGUAUCUAAGUUCAAACUUGGAUGUUUUUCCUUCCUUGGGUGGAUCACACGGGUCCCUGCAGCCGUCGUCCGUGUCGAAGAUGAGGGUGAAAUUUCCUGUGAUGUUCCGGCUGCUCGUGCUGCUGCCCAGCGCGUUAUUAACGGAACCGGUUCGCUCCAAUGAAGUGGUUCUGUUGGACACCACAGCUGUUCUGGGGGAGCUCGGAUGGAAGACAUAUCCAGUGAACGGCUGGGAUGCCAUCACUGAGAUGGAUGAGCAGAACCGGCCGAUCCACACCUUCCAGGUGUGCCAGGUGAUGGAGCCGAACCAGAACAACUGGCUGGUGUCCAGCUGGGUCUGGCGGGGCGCGGCGCAGCGCGUCUUUGUGGAGCUGCGCUUCACGCUGCGCGACUGCAACUCCAUCCCCUGGGUGGCGGGAGCCUGCAAGGAGACCUUCAACCUGCUGUACCGAGAGUCGGACACCCCACCAAACCACACUGACCAGCGCCUGCACCCCGCCGACUACGCCAAGGUGGACACCAUUGCGGCCGAUGAGAGCUUCACACAGACGGACCUGGGCGAUCGGGUGCUGCGGCUCAACAUAGAGGUGCGUGAGGUGGGGCCCCUCUCGCGUCGUGGGUUCCAGCUGGCCUUCCAGGACGUGGGCGCCUGCAUCGCGCUGCUGUCCGUGCGCGUAUUCUACAAGAAGUGCCCGUCCACGCGGCGGAACCUGGCGCUUUUCCCGGACACUGUUCCGCAGGUGGCGGCGUCCUCGUCGCUGGUGGAGGUGCCGGGCAGGUGUGUGGCGCACGCUGAAGAGGAGCGGGACGCGCCCAGGCUCUACUGCGGCGCUGACGGGGACUGGCUGGUGCCUCUCGGCCGUUGUGUGUGCAGCAUCGGCUACGAGGAAGACCACGGACUCUGCACGGCCUGCAGUCCUGGUUCCUAUAAGUCGUUUGUGGGGAACAUCAGGUGCUCCAAGUGUCCCACCAACAGCCAAAGUGGCCCUGCCUCCCCCGUGUGCACCUGUGAGAAGGGAUUCUACAGGACACACAGCGAUGCCCCCAGCACUGCCUGCACACGACCGCCCUCUGCCCCGCGAAACCUCCUCUUCAGCAUGAACGACUCGUCCCUGUUCCUGGAGUGGGCGCCCCCUCUGGACAGUGGUGGUCGCCGCGACCUGACCUAUGUGGUGCGGUGCUGGCGCUGUGGAGCAGCAGGGUCAUGUGACCCUUGCGGGGACGCCGUGCAGGGCCUGAGCUCCACCCGCGUCGCUGUGCAGGACUUUCUGUCCCACGGCAACUACAUCUUCCAGGUGGAGGCGCUCAAUGGCGUCUCAGCGCUGGCCAAUCGCAGACCAGCAGCGAGCAACAUCAGCAUCAGCACAGAACACGCCAAGCCAUCUCUGGUGGGAGCCAUCAGGAGAGAGUGGGCCUCUCACACCUCUAUCGCCCUCUCCUGGCAUGAGGUGGAACAGCCCCCAGCCCCCAUCCUGGACUAUGAGAUUAAAUACUAUGAAAAGGAGCGGGAGCAUCAGAGUUACUCCUCCCUUCGUUCUCAGGCGGCGCGUGUCAUCGUGUCGGGCCUGAAGCCGUCCACUCUCUACGUGUUCCAUGUCCGUGCUCGCUCCGCCGGUGGACUCAGCAGCUUCAGUCUCAAGGCCGAGUUCUCCACCGCCGCCCAGAGUGCAGAGGUGGUGGGCACGCGGGGCUCAGUGCUGGUCAUGGCGCUGGCUGCAGUGGGCGGCUUCUCCCUGUUGGUCAUCCUCACCCUCUUCCUGCUCAUCACUGGACGCUGUCAGUGGUGGAUCAAAUCAAAGAUGAAGUCAAACGAGCCGAGGAGGACACAUUACCAUAAUGGACAUGUGGUUCCGUUUGCGGGGGUAAAGACAUAUGUGGACCCGGACACAUAUGAGGACCCCACACAGGCUGUGCACGACUUCACUAAGGAGAUCGACCCGGCCCGCAUUCGGAUCGAGAGGGUCAUCGGGGCAGGGGAGUUUGGUGAGGUGUGCAGCGGUCGGUUGCGGUCCCCGGGCAGGAAGGAGACUGCAGUGGCUAUUAAGACGCUGAAGGGCGGCUACACGGAGCGGCAGAGGCGGGACUUCCUGCACGAGGCCAGCACCAUGGGCCAGUUUGAGCACCCCAACAUCAUCCACCUGGAGGGUGUAGUCACCAAGAGCCGGCCUGUGAUGAUAAUUGUGGAGUACAUGCAGAACGGAUCCCUGGACACUUUCCUCAAGAAUCAUGAGGGCCAGUUCACGGUGGUCCAGCUGGUGGUGAUGCUGCGGGGCAUCGCCGCGGGGAUGGCCUACCUGUCCGAGAUGGGCUACGUGCAUCGCGACUUGGCUGCCCGGAACAUCCUGGUGGACAAGGGUCUCGUGUGUAAGGUGUCAGACUUUGGGCUGUCACGCAUGCUGGAGGACGACCCCGAGGGUUCUUACACCUCUAUAGGGGAGAAGAUCCCAAUCCGCUGGACGGCGCCUGAGGCUAUCUCCUACAGGAAGUUUUCCUCGGCCAGCGACGCCUGGAGUUAUGGCAUCGUCAUGUGGGAAGUGAUGUCUUACGGGGAACGCCCCUACUGGGAGAUGUCCAAUCAGGACGUGAUCCUGUCCAUAGAGGAAGGCUACCGGCUGCCGGCCCCACUGCGCUGUCCAGUGGCGCUGCACCAGCUCAUGCUGCACUGCUGGCAGAGUGACCGCAACCUCCGACCGCACUUCUGCGACAUGCUCAGCUUCCUGGACAAACUCAUACGCAAUCCCAGCAGCCUACUCACACUGGUGGAGGAUAUGAAUGGGUUAGCCGAGUCCCCCGGGUCCCCAGACUACCCCUUCUUUAUCUCCAUCGGUGAUUGGCUGGACUCCAUCAAGAUGAGCCAAUACAAGAGCAACUUCAUCGCCGCGGGUUACACAACUCUAGACUCAGUGGCCACCAUGUGCAUAGAGGACGUCAGGAGGAUCGGCGUUACCCUGAUCGGCCACCAGAGGAGGAUAGUGAGCAGCAUCCAGCCUCUACGGUUACAGCUCCUCCAAGCGCAGCACAAUAACUUCCACAUAUGAGAGGGAACACACGCACACACACACACACACACACACACACACA
Molecule: messenger RNA, 3461 nt
Organism: Alosa sapidissima (American shad)
Lineage: Eukaryota; Metazoa; Chordata; Actinopteri; Clupeiformes; Clupeidae
Gene: epha6
Product: eph receptor A6
Exons: 20
Coding region: 461-3418 (985 amino acids)
Biological process (GO): cell surface receptor protein tyrosine kinase signaling pathway; axon guidance; protein phosphorylation
Cellular component (GO): plasma membrane; neuron projection
Molecular function (GO): protein binding; transmembrane-ephrin receptor activity; ATP binding
Source: RefSeq, a predicted model, not a curated record